Linum trigynum is the source of this 1931-nucleotide messenger RNA. The record is from the annotation of a GenBank genome assembly. NCBI's taxonomy places the organism in Eukaryota, Viridiplantae, Streptophyta, Magnoliopsida, Malpighiales, Linaceae.
CGCCAACGUCGCGGCACACAUCACCUGUACCGUUUGAAUCCUGAACCUGUCGGCAGCAUUGUUUGGCCAAAAGGACCGAGAAACAUUUUAUUAUAUUUUGUUAUUCUUUUCUUUGAAACAGGCUUGUUGCAGCAGUCCUCUUCUAGCAAUGCCCAGCUACGCGGAUAUAUUUCUUUUCCUAUCCCCUUCCAACGUCGUAAUCCCAAACCAAAAAGGACACUAUUUCUUUCUACCCCGCCGCGGCGAAUGCCAAUAAAUAGGUCGCGUGUGCCAACCCUAAACUUAUCCCAGUAAAAACAAAAACUUCAACCAACAACGAUUCACUGAGCAGAAAACUGUACCUCAGAUUUCUGCGCCGCUGAAGUCACCGUCAUGUCAUUGCUAGGAUUCUCGUCGUCCGCCGAGUAUGUUCUGCUUUCCUAACUCCACAUUAAUGUUGAAGCCUUGUUCUCUCCCAGUUAAUGUUAUUCCUGUUAUGGCGAAUAGUCGCCGCUGCAUCACUAACCCAACUAAUCUCUUUCUGACUGCAGCCUCGUCGCGUUUCUCCUCCCGUUACCUCCGGGGGAACGACGGGAUUUCGUAGGAAACCUGGCCGAGGCUGACUUCUCUCUUGAGAUAAUAUCGAAAAAUGACAAUGAGGAGGGCUGGCUUGGUCCACUCAUUCAUGACCGAACCACUGCCAUCAUGGAAUUAUUGGACGCUUUUCCAAUUCACGAUUCCCAGCUUCUGUUUCGUCUUCCCGUUAUCAGUCCACUCUUUAAACGGAAGACCCGAGCCCUCCCGUUGACCAUCCCGGAUCCCGACUUCAAACGUUGGCAUGGUCGGUUGGCCCAUGAUGCCACAACUGUAUCUCAAUAGCAGGCAUUAGGCCUCGACCGCUUUCUCUCUCUAUGUUCAGAGCUGUCGAGCCCUGAUCCCGAGUUGCUCAAAGCCGCUAUCUGCUUCUGGUCAACGGAAUCGAACUGUUUCAUGCUCCCAUUGGGAUCGAUGAUGAUCACUCUGCUCAACAUAGCGGCCCUGACCGGCAUAUCAAAGCCGCGUGUGCAAUCAAAUAGAGCCUUGGAUCCAACUUCAUUGAUGGUCUUCGGCCGCUCUUACCAAUCACUCUACAACAGCAAUGCACCACUCACCCCUGGCGAACCUGUAUCCGACAACGAGCGGGUGGCCUUUCUCCAUUACUGGUUUGGCCGAUUCGUGCUUUGCACCCAACAACCCAACACGGAUGCGCAUACGACCGCUGCAAUCUUCACCGGCGAAUGUGUCAAUCUUGAUGAAAUUGUGCUCUGCCACCUCUAUCGCGGUCUGCAUACCAUCGUGAACCGUGUCAAGGUGGCUCCAUACGAAGGUGGCAUCCUCAGUGCUGGCCCUCUAUGGCUACUACAACUUUGGCUGCAUGCUUAUUUCCCGGCGACUCGCGGCCCUCUACCAGCUCUUCAAACGGCAGUUGAAGAUACCACCAUGCUCAAAUAUGGCCAUUGUUUGGCUAAAGCAUCUUCUUGAAAAGGGGAUUUUGCUAAUUAUUUUACCUUCUUUUAUGAGGUCAGAGAGAUCCCCAGCUUCACUCCUUUUGCGGAAUCGAUAUUCGGCUCCACUUCGUUCAAAUUCAUUUUUGACAAGUCACCAUCGCGAGGUGAUCCCGUUGCCGCUGCUUGUCAUGAAUUCAUCGAAGAGCGCAAAUGGUACCUUACAGCUCGGGACCUCCUCUUUGCUCCUACCGGCUCAGAAGUACUCAGCAUUGAGACUUACAACCCUCAACUCGCAGCUCGACAAUUCAACCUCGUUCAAGCAUGGCCUAUGUUACCUCCCUCGUCCAUGAAUUUUCCAAAAUUCCACAUUCGUUCUUCGGAGCUUACCGCUGGACAAAUUAUGGAGGUACGAGGUUACCAAGACUCUGCACAAUACUUUCCUCCUCAUAAAAACGUGGUGAAUAA